UACACGGGAAACGUUCCAUUGUUGCCGCAAAUGUGAUUAUAUUUAGUAAUCAAGUGAAAUUUAAUAAAAUCAAAGUUAGUUAGCAGUUUUAAAUACACAAAUCUUAACUUUUAUUGUAAAAAUUUGUUACAGUGAUAUUUAUUGUGUAAUUUAGAGGUUUUAUUUCGUUAAGAAAGUGAAAAUGUCGAGUCCCAUGCGAGCACCGCGUACCCCGACUAGGGAUAGAACUCCAAGGACUCCUAGAACUAGGACUUCAAGACAAGUAGAUGAAUCAUCUCCAAGCACACAGAAUUCAGUUAACGGGGUAACUAAUGGAACACCCACUCGAAAUGGUACUCCUAGCAGGAGACAAGGGAUUGCCGGUUCCUCUGAUACCCCUCUUAGGUGGGGUGCCAAUCGACGAACCCAAGAAACAAUUGCUGCUUCUUCCGAAGGACCAUCCUCUGUUCCUCCAGCUUCAUCACCAAAUCGAAUCCUAAUGACAAGUCCACUGCCUCAAGGAAUGACAGAGAUAGAUUUAUCUUCUCCUUUAAAUUAUGGUACACCUAGCUCUAUAGGCUCCAUUCGAACUCCAAGAAGUGGCAUCAGGGGUACACCAGUUCGUCAAAGGCCUGACAUAAGAAUUGAUAAAAGAGUGAGACAGCUCAAUGUUGGGUCCAGUAUUCCAGAAGAAGUAGGCGUUGCUCCUAUAUCAUCAGAGAAUGAAAAUUUGGCUGGGCCUCAACUUGUCAUCUGGGGAACUGAUGUUAAUGUUAGUCGUGUUAAAGACCAAUUCAAAAGAUUUAUUCAGCGUUUCAUUGAUCCAGAUGCAGAAAAUGAUGAAUUACCAGAAAGUUUAAACGUUUCUGAGCCACUGUACAUGCAAAAACUUCAUGAAAUCAAUACUUUGGAAGAACCAUACAUGAACAUAAAUUGUGCCCACUUGCAAGCCUUUGAUGAUGAUCUGUCUAAGCAGUUAAUCUGUUAUCCUCAAGAAGUUAUACCAGCAAUGGAUAUGGCUGUCAAUGAAAUGUUCUUUGAAAUUUAUCCAGCAGCUGUAUUAGAACAUCAAAUACAAGUACGGCCAUUUAAUGCUGCUAGAACCAAAAGUAUGAGAUUGCUGAAUCCUGGAGAUAUUGAUCAGUUGAUAACUAUCACUGGAAUGGUUAUCAGAACUUCCACUAUUUUACCAGAAAUGCGAGAAGCUUUUUUCAAAUGCAUCAUUUGCUCAUUUGUUAGUAUGGUUGAGCUUGAUAGAGGUCGUAUUAGUGAACCAACAGUUUGCACUAAUUGUAACAAUAAUUACUGCUUCUCUUUGGUACACAAUCGCUGUCACUUCUCAGAUAAACAAAUGAUAAAGUUGCAAGAGUCUCCAGAUGAUAUGCCUGCUGGACAAACACCUUAUACUAUCAUAAUGCUUGCCUAUAAUGAUUUAGUUGAUGCAGUAACUGCUGGUGACAGGGUUGCAGUUACUGGAAUAUAUCGAGCUUCUCCAAUUCAAUGUAAUCCAAGAACAUCAAAUCUUCGUGCAGUUUAUAAAACACACAUUGAUGUAGUUCACUUUAGAAAGCAAGACUCAAAGAGGUUGUAUGAUAUGGAAGAUGGCAAAGAGCAUGUCUUUCCUCCUGAGAGACUCGAAGUACUGAAAACUUUGUCAACAAUGCGAGAUAUUUAUGAUCGACUUGCAAGGCAAAUGGCACCCAGCAUUUAUGAAAAUGAAGAUAUUAAAAAGGGAAUUUUAUUGCAAUUACUUGGAGGUACCAAGAAAACUCAUACCUCAUCUGGUAGAACACAUUUUAGAUCAGAGAUUAACAUUCUGCUUUGUGGUGAUCCUGGUACCAGCAAAUCUCAGCUGUUACAGUUUGUUUAUAAUUUAGUACCUCGCUCUCAGUACAGUAGCGGAAAAGGAUCCAGUGCUGUUGGUUUAACUGCUUAUGUAACAAAAGAUUCUGAAACCAAACAGUUAAUUUUAGAAACUGGGGCGUUAGUAUUGGCCGACAAUGGAAUAUGUUGUAUAGAUGAAUUUGAUAAAAUGAACGACAGUACACGAUCUGUACUCCACGAAGUUAUGGAACAGCAAACUUUAAGUAUAGCUAAAGCGGGAAUUAUUUGCCAGCUCAAUGCUAGAACAAGUAUCUUAGCUGCUGCAAAUCCAUGUGAAUCUCAAUGGAAUAAAGAUAAAAAUGUUGUCGAUAAUGUUCAGCUUCCACAUACGCUCAUGUCGCGAUUUGAUUUGAUCUUCUUGAUGUUAGAUCAGCAAGAUGACAAAUUUGAUAGAAAGCUUGCCAAGCAUCUCGUAUCCCUAUAUUGGAAAAAUGAGCUUGAGGACGAAGAUGAAGUGAUUGACUUAAGCAUUUUACGUGACUACAUUGCCUAUGCUAAAGAAAACAUUCACCCCACACUAGGUGAAGAGGCUCAACAACGAUUAGUCCAAUGCUAUGUAGAUAUGCGACGUAUCGGAAGUGGUCGCGGACAAAUUACUGCAUAUCCUCGUCAACUUGAAUCGCUUAUACGUUUGUCUGAAGCUCAUGCUAAAAUUCGUUUUAGUCCAGUAGUUGAAGUUGAAGAUGUCGAGGAAGCUUACAGAUUACAUCGCGAAGCUUUAAAACAGUCCGCAGUUGAUCCGCAGAGCGGAAAAAUAGAUAUUGAUAUUUUAACCACCGGUAUGUCAGUGUCUGAAAGACAACGAAAUUCUCAUAUUAAAGAGUUGUUGUGGAAGUAUAUCGAAUCCAAAGGAAAAGUGCCUACACUUAAUUAUCAGAAACUGUUAUCUGAAUUUAAAGAGAAUACUACAGAGUUUUUGAUAACUCGAAGUAAAUUUGAGGAUGCUCUCAGAAAUUUGCAAGAUGAUGGAAAACUCAUAGUUAUGAGUAAAAAUACAAUUAAGAUUAUUUCUAAAGUGUAAUUUUCUUUUAUAAAAGUUAAUGUUUAAUGUUUUAAAUUUACGGACUUAUUACAGCUAUAUUAGUGUAACAAAAUAUGAUUAUUUAUUUAUCUAUAUACAAUUUACACCUUAAUGAUUGCAAGUACCUUUUUAUAUGUUAAAAUAAAACGAAUCUUCUUUUUUGACUCGUAUAUGUUUAUAUAAGCAAUUAAAUGAAAAGUCAACAUUUUGACAAAUUUUUUA
Messenger RNA from Phymastichus coffea, 3106 nucleotides. Its product is annotated as DNA replication licensing factor MCM4-like. Lineage: Eukaryota; Metazoa; Arthropoda; Insecta; Hymenoptera; Eulophidae. Gene Ontology annotation, cellular component: MCM complex; nucleus. The record is from RefSeq and is a predicted model, not a curated record. Bases 182 to 2884 code for a protein of 900 amino acids. Gene Ontology annotation, molecular function: single-stranded DNA helicase activity; single-stranded DNA binding; ATP hydrolysis activity. The transcript has 8 exons. Gene Ontology annotation, biological process: DNA strand elongation involved in DNA replication; mitotic DNA replication initiation; DNA replication.